This is a messenger RNA of Ornithodoros turicata, 1156 nucleotides long. RefSeq lists its product as uncharacterized. The record is from RefSeq and is a predicted model, not a curated record. The coding region runs from base 680 to 1006 and encodes 108 amino acids. The transcript has 9 exons. Lineage: Eukaryota; Metazoa; Arthropoda; Arachnida; Ixodida; Argasidae.
GAAGGGCCAAAUACUGCAGGAAUGCUGUAAUCAUCAUCUUCAGAAGGCUUAUGAAAAGCGGAAGAUAGCUCAGGAUGCCGAACCAAAAGAAAUUCCGCUAACGUUCUGAUGGAUUUGACACUGUUUUGAAGGAUGGACAACACAUCAGCUCCCAUAGUUCCCAUCAGCAUGGAACUCCUUAUGCAGAGCCGUUCCGAGGGAGGGGCGAGAGGGCAGCUGCCCCGGGCGCCUCCCCCAGAGGGGACGCUGGACCCCCUAUCCCAGGUACCAAGGUGGACAAUACAACUCCGACCUCCGGCUACUUCGCGACAUGCCGUGGGUCCUGGCUUCAGGGAGUCCGAUGCUGUCACGCCCCUCCUAACGUCUGUCUCCCAUGGCUGGCCCCUCCUCAGCUCUCUCCUUGGGGAGCUGUACGUGUGAUCAUAAACUUAAUCUAUCAGCCUCCGAGCUCCAGCUGCUUCAUGAUAUCUCCUCAGUCGUGGCUCCAGCGAGUUCGACGCCGUCAGGCUCCUCUCUGGCCUCUGAGCUCCAGCUGCUUCAUAUCCCCUCAGUCCUGCCUCAACGAAGUAUGAAGCCUUCACGCUCCUCUGUGAGACUGUUUCCUGUGCCUGACCGUUCCAGAGCCUCCAAGCUCCAGCUCCUCCGUGAUGUCCCCUAGGUCCUGGUUUCAGGGAGUUCGAUGUCUUCAGGCUCCCUGGGUCUGCUCCUCGUGGCUGGACCCUCCACAGAUUCCCAGUGCCAGGUGCUCCAUGAUGUACGCUCUAUCCUGCCUUCGGGGACUAUGAAGCCUUUAUACUCCUCUCUGGUUGUGUUUCCUGUGGCUGGCCCGUCCACAGCCUCAGAGCUCCAGCUGCUCCAUGAUAUCUUCUGGGUCCUGGCUCCAGGGAAUACAGAGCCUUCAGGCUCCUCCUUGCCCCUCCGAGCACUUGCCAAGCUUGGUCUAACCUCGACUUCGAGCUCCACUUCCUCCGUGACAUCUCCUGAAUCCUGGAUCCAGGGAGUCUGAUGCUCUCAGGCUCCUCCCUGAGUCCUUUCUCGUGGCACGCCCCUCCAUAGAACAGCUUCUAAGGCCCCCUGGGUCGCACCUCUUCCCAGCAGCUGCGUUUGAAUGCUAUGCCCCGUAACAUCAUUGUUCUCAUGCAACGUUCACCUUGGA